AUGACGCGUUCCAUUUCACGCAUCAAAUCAACCCAUUUUAGGAAAACAGAUAAACAAGAGGAAUCAAAGAUUUUUUUUUUUUACAUAUCAUUAUUAUUUUGUUCCAUCCUUUUUGUUUUAUCCUUUCAUAUUCUUUUAACCUUUGAAGGUGGCUAUUAUUAUAAUAAAUAUAAUUCAAUUACCAUGCUACAUUAUUUUCGCAACCAUCUAAUUUACAAAAGUGUCAUGCAAAUUUCAUAUCGCGUACAAUAUCCAUCCAUUGCGUUUAAUCAGAGAGAGAAAGAUAAACAUUGCAGUUCAGUUGUCUGUUACAUUUUAUUUAGCCAAUUAUUUCGUUACUUUGCUUAUUGGUUUAACCGGUAUUCUUGUAAACAAACAGUCCAUACACUUGAUACGAAUAAUAAAUUCUAUUUCUUCGUAAACUUAAAAUUCUCUUGA
Messenger RNA from Candida tropicalis MYA-3404, 438 nucleotides. RefSeq lists its product as uncharacterized. The transcript has a single exon. The record is from RefSeq and is a predicted model, not a curated record. The coding region runs from base 1 to 438 and encodes 145 amino acids. NCBI's taxonomy places the organism in Eukaryota, Fungi, Ascomycota, Pichiomycetes, Serinales, Debaryomycetaceae.